Messenger RNA from Triticum turgidum subsp. durum (durum wheat), 672 nucleotides. NCBI's taxonomy places the organism in Eukaryota, Viridiplantae, Streptophyta, Magnoliopsida, Poales, Poaceae. The record is from the annotation of a GenBank genome assembly.
AUGCGGGCGCCCGUGACGCCGGCGGGCUCCGUCUCCACCGGAGAGACACCGCUUCAGCGGCCACCCGUCGUCAUCUCCUCGGCACCAUCCGCCGCAACGACAACGAGGAGGCGGCUGCUCGUGUCCGCCGGUGGCCUGCUCCUCGUCGCCGCCGCGGGCAACAGCGACGCCAGCAGGGGAGCGGCGGCGGCCGCGGUCGACCUCGGCUACGACCCGGUGACGGAGGCGGAGCGCGCGGCGAGCGCGGCCGUGUCGCAGCGCGUCGGGGAGGCCGUCCGGCUGCUGGAGGCCGGGCGGGAGCUGCAGGCGCGCGGCGAGUUCGCGGGGGCGCUGGCGUCCUUCACGGCGGUGGUGAGCGGGUACAAGGAGCUGGCGCUGUCGGAGUACGCGCGGGUGGGGCGGGCGCUGGUGCUGUACGAGAUCGGCGACCGCGACGAGUCCAUCACGGAGAUGGAGGACGUGUCGGUGGCGCUCAAGGGGUACCCGGAGAUCCACGCCGCGCUGGCGGCGGCGCUGUACGCCGACAAGCACGCGCCGCUGCUGGCCGAGUUCCAGUUCAACAUCGCCACGCUGCUGGACCCGCACUACUCCGACCUCGCCUACGUCAGGGACACCAAGCACUGGCCGCCCAGCCUCGUCGCCUCCCUCAAGAACUUCAUUACACUCACCUAG